AUGCCCCCAGCCUACCCACUCAGGCGCGGAGCUUCUACCAUUCCCACUAUCAUCUCACUGUCGAAAGUCUUUCAUCUAGCUCCUUGCCUUCUUUCCCGGUCCUACUCUGCUUUUGGCGACAACGCUUUAGCUUCUCCGGGCAAGGGUCCUAUACAGCCAGAGGAUCCACCAGGUUCACCAAACUUUGUAUGGAAGCUAUGUUUUUCUGUUGCUCUUGUCCUCGCCGGUGGUGUCUUUGCAGGACUAACCCUGGCUCUGAUGGGCAGUGACGAUCUCAACCUCAGAGUACUCAGCACCAGCUCGGACGAUCCAAAGGAGAGAAAAGCGGCUCACAAGGUUUUACGAUUACUGGAGAAGGGACGACAUUGGGUUCUGGUUGUGCUUCUCCUGGGCAAUGUCAUCGUCAAUGAGUCUCUACCUAUAUUUCUCGAUGACGUCCUCGGUGGUGGACUGGCUGCGGUGGUGGUCUCAACCACGAUGAUUGUGAUCUUCGGAGAGAUCAUUCCCCAAGCGGUCUGCGUUCGAUAUGGUCUGGCUAUUGGUGGGGCGUGCGCACCACUAGUAUGGGGUCUUAUGAUUCUCUUCUCACCGAUCGCUUGGCCCACGGCCAAAUUGCUGGAUUAUGUGCUAGGACGAGAGGAAGGUCAUACGUACAAAAAGGCCGAGCUGAAGAGCUUUUUACAGUUCCACCGAGAAGGUCAAGAACCCUUGCGGGAUGACGAGAUUGUUAUUCUCAACGGAGUGUUGUCGCUCAACGACAAACGAGUGAAUGAGAUUAUGACCCCUAUCAAGGACUGUCUGACUUUGUCUUCCGAUACGAUCCUAGAUCACAAAGCGAUAGACCAAAUCUUACUCUCUGGCUUUUCGAGAAUACCUGUUCAUGAACCAAAACAGCCGGACAACUUUAUUGGAAUGCUUUUGGUCAAGCGGUUGAUACCAUACGACCCCGAUGAUUGUUGGCCGAUAUCAAAAUUCCCAUUACUCCCUCUUCCCGAAGCCAGGCCCGAGAUCAACUGUUUCCAAGCACUGGACUACUUCCAGACUGGUCGAGCACAUCUGUUGCUUGUCAGCGAGAAUCCAGGGCACAAAGGUGGUGUGCUAGGCAUUGUCAGUCUGGAAGAUUUGAUAGAAGAAAUCAUCGGCGAGGAGAUCAUCGACGAGACGGAUAGGUUUGAAGACAAUCAUUCUAAGAAAGCUGCGAAACGACGGGCGACGGCAGCUGUCAUGCGUGCGUUAAUCUCUCCGUGA
Molecule: messenger RNA, 1248 nt
Organism: Tremella mesenterica DSM 1558
Lineage: Eukaryota; Fungi; Basidiomycota; Tremellomycetes; Tremellales; Tremellaceae
Exons: 10
Coding region: 1-1248 (415 amino acids)
Biological process (GO): magnesium ion homeostasis
Cellular component (GO): intracellular membrane-bounded organelle
Source: RefSeq, a predicted model, not a curated record